AUGCGUCUCCACCUAACAAUCCACCGCCCUUUCCCCCUCCCGCCCGCCAGCACACCUCCAACCUCGUCCACCCCAGCUUCCCACCCGCACCCCGUUCUCCCACCAACAAAACUUUUAUGGACGCACAGCCCCUCACCAUCCUCGUGCGACCUGAUCUCGGACCUGCUCACGCAGAUCUCUGCAAUAAUCCCGCUGGAACUUGCCGGCCACGGACUCGAAGACUACGUCGUCGAACUCGACGGGUUCGAGGUGUUGCAUUUCGCGGUUGUGUCUGGCUCACGGGGGACGCAGGGGACGCUGCGGGAUGGGGAUGAGGUUGUCGUGCGCCCGCUAAGGCAGGCCGAGAUCCGCGCGCGGAAGUUGACCGGCCGAUGUCAGAUCACCACCUCUGGGCGGAGGGUCGAGUUUCAGCAGACGGAUGGGGAGUGGAGGAAUGAAGCGACGAUCGAGGGGAUUCCGGUUACGACGCUGGCGCGGUGGGCGAUGGGGAGCGAUGAGGAGGAGGAUGAGGAGGAUAGUGAUUUUGAGCCGGGGAAGGAGGAGGAGAGUGAUGAAGGAAGUGACGAGGAUGAGGAGGAGCUGGGGGAGGGCGUGGAAGAGGAGGUGGACAUGAACGGGAACAAGAUGCACAUUCAUAGGAUCAACAGGCUGAUGGACAUCAUGAAGGAUCGGGAGUAG
Molecule: messenger RNA, 678 nt
Organism: Tricharina praecox
Lineage: Eukaryota; Fungi; Ascomycota; Pezizomycetes; Pezizales; Pyronemataceae
Exons: 3
Coding region: 1-678 (225 amino acids)
Source: RefSeq, a predicted model, not a curated record